This is a messenger RNA of Letharia columbiana, 1158 nucleotides long. RefSeq lists its product as uncharacterized. The record is from RefSeq and is a predicted model, not a curated record. Lineage: Eukaryota; Fungi; Ascomycota; Lecanoromycetes; Lecanorales; Parmeliaceae. The coding region runs from base 1 to 1158 and encodes 385 amino acids. The transcript has 3 exons.
AUGUCAUCCGAUGUAGCUCCUCCCUAUAACGGUUCUCCUCUCAAACAUCCCAACAACCCCUGUUGUUACGAGGAAACCUUCAGCCCAGACAGACACAAUGGUCCUGAUUGUAAUGGCCCCCAGACCGACCCCACGGAUACGGAAAUGCUUGCCGAGGCACCACAGCACGCGCAGCACAAUCCACCAAACGAAGAAUCUGAUCACCACGAGCAGGCAGCGCUCGACGAAUCGCUCUCAUGGAUCGCCAAUGCUAAUCGACAAAAGCAUGCGGGCGUCCACGCGCCGCUGGCACUGCCAGUCGUCAUACCGCAAACAGCACCGGGAAUGCAAUCUUCAUUUAGUCGCGCCUGGGCUCCGAUAUUAGCAGAACAUGACGUUCGACCCGAAGACUUUCUGCAAUUCAUGGAUCAUUUGAAUGUAUGCAAGGCCGCAUCGCCGCCUUUUCAAGUCCUCAAUCUCGCCGGGACUGUCUUGGGCUGCACCCCAAUUCCCUUUGCCGGCCUGGUCGGCCUAGGCACAUCAGUCGCCGCCGGCGCAGGCACCUACGCCACCGCCCGAAUCCGAAUCACUCGUUAUCUCGAGCAGGCGAACCAGGAGUAUUUUGCCCCAAGAGGACUGCUCGCGCGGAUCGCCAAGCAGAAUGUGCUCCCGCAGAUCGUCGGACAGCCUGAAAACGCACCAUUGCUAGCGCCACUACCUAGACAUGCGAGUAAAAGCAAUGGCUCAAUCACCCCGCCUUCUCUCCGUGACAGGAGAUUGCAAGCUUUGGGUUCGCACAUAGCACGGAUCGAAUUCUGCGACCUGCCCACUCCGCAAGAGGAACACAACAUGUUAGACAAGCUGUCCGCCAAAAUGACGGCGCGUAAGACGAAGAAGCAAGAAGAAAAGAUAGUGAAAGAUAGCAUGAAGAGUCAAGAAGAGGAGUCUAAAAAGAAGGAAAAGCUGAUGAAGGAGGAGGCGAAGAUUAGGCAAAAGAUGGAGAAGGCGAGGUUUAAAGGGAGCGGAAACGAGGCGAAGAUGGAGGGAAAAAUGAUGGAGGUGAGGGAGAAGUAUGAUGAAAAGGCUGGAGAGGGGGGAGAGAAGGAGAUGAAGGCUGCGAAGAAGUUUUUGUUUGUUGUUGUACAGAACGCGCAGGCGGCGGCUGCUGCAGACUCUUAG